GAACAGAACACUGUGUUGAAAACUUAAAAGAUUUGCCACAUUUUGUGUCUUGUGAUUUUUAGUGUGUGAUUAUUUGGAAUAUUCAUUAAAAACAAGCAGAAUGGCUAGCACAGUAUUAACUGCAAAACCAUUUCAGUUAAUUCAAUUUAUUCAAGUGGGUAGACAGCCGAAAAAAAGGUCCGUGGACAUCACCCUAUUUAAAUGGAUGAGAUACGAUAAAGUUAAGAAAAGACUUGUUUCAAAAUUUAUGCCUGAACCAUACACUGAUGAAACAAAGAAUGUACUCUAUGACAUGAUUCGGAAGCAACAAAAAGCACCACUGAAUUGGCCAGAGUACUGCAUAAAAAUCCUUGGACAUGCAGAUUCUUACGAACAAUCAGUGGAUCGUCUAAAUAUUCUGCGCAUGGAAGAAUAUGCGUUCACGACCGACGCAGAAAUAGACAACAUUUCAAAAAAAGAACAAAUUGAACAAUUAGUUAAAGAUUAUAAUCCAUAUGAUGAUAAUCUAAAUAAUAUUCUCAAGGCACCCUCUUUAAAUGAGAUGGUAUUAGAAAGGAAUGAGAACAAAGUGUCUGAUCCUCUUGCAGUAGCAGAUGAGCAAGAAGAUGGCUUUUUAGAUGACAUCUCUAAUACACCUUCCCGAAUGCAGAUAAACAAAUUUAAAAGAAAAAUGUCCUUUUCUGCUACAAUUGAUGAUGAGAACGAAAAUAAUACUGUACCGACAUUUCCAAAAAAAAGAAGACAUGAUCUUUCUUCGGUUUUAAAAAAAAAAGGAAACCAUUAUGUAGGUAGCAGUGAAGAGGAGGAUAUACAACCUCGAAAAAUAGUAAAAACAUUAAAUAAUAAUAAUAAUAUAAAAAAAAAGCAAAUGAGAUUAAAUUCCAAACUUGCUUAUCUAAAUGAUGGUAAAUCUAAUAAAAGACCACUUUCGAUAGAUGAAACUUAAAUACAGAAUACAAUUAACAAUGCAGUUCUAGAAAAAAUGAAUAUGCUCAUAGGAAUGGUUGUUGAUCUUAAAAAUGAAGUUAGUUUUCUGAGGGCUACAAUGGAAGCUGAAAAAAGUUCAAAAUAUACAAAAGAAGGAACAUUUGAAGCAGAUUUUGAUAUUCAGUUUCCACUACAGGACUUGGAUGAUUUACUCGAAAUUGAUUCUAAGCUCUCAAGCGAAGAAUGCUGUCAACGCUUUAAGGGAACUUUGGACUUUCAUUUAAAUUCUAACGCAGAACAUCGCAGAACGCUGGGAACAUUAACAAGAAAAUUUCUUAGCAGAAGUUUAAUAUCAAGUCUUACUGUAGCUAAAAAAGUUCCAGGAAAAGAACUAUUUAAAGACUUCAAAUUUUGCAAAUAUUUAGUAGAAGUAGCUGCUCAGAAAUUAAAAAUAACAGAAGAUCAAGUAAUGGUGCACCUUUCUGCAAUUUUUAGCUAUGCGAAAGAUAGUAGAAAGAGGAUAGUAAUUGUAAAAGUUUAGUGCAUUUAAGAAUUUAAUUAUGUCUCCAAUUGAUGUAUUAACUGAUGAGCAAUUCCAUGUGAAAUGAAGUAGUAAAAAUUUUAAUUUUCUAAGAAUAUGGCUUAAA
This is a messenger RNA of Leptopilina heterotoma, 1574 nucleotides long. RefSeq lists its product as uncharacterized. The record is from RefSeq and is a predicted model, not a curated record. The transcript is spliced from 9 exons. The coding region runs from base 101 to 946 and encodes 281 amino acids. Lineage: Eukaryota; Metazoa; Arthropoda; Insecta; Hymenoptera; Figitidae.